This is a messenger RNA of Daphnia pulicaria, 2748 nucleotides long. Its product is annotated as galactosylceramide sulfotransferase-like. Gene Ontology annotation, cellular component: membrane. NCBI's taxonomy places the organism in Eukaryota, Metazoa, Arthropoda, Branchiopoda, Diplostraca, Daphniidae. The coding region runs from base 594 to 1907 and encodes 437 amino acids. Gene Ontology annotation, biological process: glycolipid biosynthetic process. The transcript has 6 exons. Gene Ontology annotation, molecular function: galactosylceramide sulfotransferase activity. The record is from RefSeq and is a predicted model, not a curated record.
UUUCCGCUGAAAGUAUAGUUUAAUUCAAUUGUUUAAGCAUUUUAAGUAAUGACUUUCCAUUUAUAAUGGUAAUUUAUCUUCAAUGUGCAUCUUAUUAAAGAUAAGUUCUUUACACUCAAAUAUUAGAUAAGGUCCUUUCAUUAUUUAUCGAAUGGCAAAUUUUUAACAAAAUUAAGAGGUAAAUUUCUCGUAUUCUAAUCUUGCACAGAGCUGCUCAAAAAAUUAUCCCCCUCCCCUUUAGACGAGUGGUUUACUAUCCAGCAUCGGUAAAUAUAAAAACAUGUGGCACCCAUCUGUUAGUUCGUACCUUGUAGCUGUUUAUUUGCCGACACACUUAAAUUGAAAAGAUAGGAUUGAAAUAAGGAACUCCGAUGUCUGCAAUUUCCAAAAAUUUCUUCAUUAAUGGCCGGCUUCUAUUUAAGAUGAAGGUACUAUGAGUAAUAGCAGAAAACCAGUCUUUGUAUUGCAACGCUCAUACGACAGUCAAAAUGCCACUCAGUCAAUAGUCAUUGCGCAAUGAGAUUGCAUUCACCGGCUUCGGUAGUCUCACUCACAAAAUGCACAUGUGCCACUCGUUUGGGAACCAUACGUGAAUGUGUUUAAGAAGGCAGAACAGUCACAUCCGGCCCCGUCAGCUUUAUUCGAGAGGUACAGGAAAUUUCGAGUCGACCUCCGAGAACACCUUAAUGCAGUUAAAUAACUUUUUAAACGUUUUGGUGCGAUCCAGAUUGCACGCUAUGCACAACCGCCCGUCUCGUUUGCACAGACGCUGUUUCUCCAAAUGGUUUGUUGCAGCUGUAUCCGUCAGUUGUUCCCUAAUUGUUUUAUCGACCUAUCAGAACUCCACGCCACAAGGAUGCAGAAAAUUUGCGUUUAUGAAAAAUCAUAAAUGCGCAAGUAGUACAAUUGAAAAUAUUAUAUUCCGAUUCGCACACAAAAAUAAGUUGAAUGUUGUGUUGCCAAAAAGCGGGAACUACCUUUCCAGAACUGAACUUUUUGACCACUCAUCACUGAAUACUACGAAGUGGAAAAAUGUCGAAUUUGAUAUUUUCAGUUUGCACAACCGCUGGAACAAGAAGGAGGUCAUGGCGCUGCUGCGUGAAGAUGUUCCAGCCUUUACUAUCGUUCGAGACCCUGUCCAAGUCUUUAAAUCCAUGUUUCACUAUCUACAGCCACAGUUUGGAAAGUUUUAUGGCGCAAGAGAUAUUCAUGAAAUGGUCGUCAUUAUCCAAAAUGGUUCAUCCCCUUUAUUGAAUAAGCGCGCAGGUAAAUUGUUUGGCCGAAACCAAAUGGCCUGGGACAUGGGGCUGUCACCCAAAAUCUUUGACGAUGAAAUCGCCAUCACGGAAGAAAUUGAGCGACUGGAUCGCGAGUUCGAUCUGGUGAUGGUUGCCAAUAGGAUGGAAGAAUCGUUGGUCCUCUUGAAACAUCUCCUCAACUGGCCUCUCGAAAAUGUCGUCCACCUCAACCUGAACCGAAGAAAACCGGAAAAGUCGUCCGUUCUGAGUAUUGAAGAGAGGAAGGUGCUUUCUGAUUGGCUGGCCGCUGACGUCCGUAUCUUCGAACAUUUCUCCCGUCGAUUCGACGAAAGGGUAGCGGAAUUCAAUCGGAAACAUUCGACUAUGCCAGCGUUUCUUGCUGGCCUUUUCGAGAUGGAGAGUGCCAUGGAGAGGGAGAGGCAGUUACUGGAGGAAGCCAACAAGCAACUUUACGACACUUGUGUUGUUCAAGAGUUGGGCAAUGAAAAACUGAAAGGGGCGUUCAAGGAGUUCAACAACAAUAUCAUGGGGUUCGUCGUCAACAAAAAGCAUGAAUGGUGUGCCUUCUAUGCGAUGAAAGAACACGCUUACUUGAAAAUAUUCCGAGAUUUACUUCUUUCUAGAACAAUGAGAAGCAAUAGAAAUUAAAGUUAACAAUUAAAGUUUUGUUUAAAAUUUUGUGUCAGUUGCCUGGUUGUAUAAUUUUCUCCUGAGAGGAUAGUCUAUUUACUGAAAAACGUGAAGUUUGUGUUAAACAAAUUUUAAGCAUUUGAAAUUUUGAAGGAAGAUUCAUUUGUCUUCCAUACCCAACUUGAACCUUAAUAGUUAACAAUUGAUUGGCUAGAAGAGUAAGACUAUUUUAUUCUGAGUAAUUAUUAAAGUCGUGAAUAUUUUUGUGUCUAAACAUUUGGCAGCGUUGCUUCAUUUUCUCCCUCAGUCAGUGUUAGUUUGUUGUGACAAGUGAAAGAAAGAGAACAUCGCCCACAUCACAACCCCGAUAAACACAGGCAAACUAGGUUCUUAAUUUAGUUAGCAGUUAGCUGUCACCGUCUGAAUUCGCUAUUCCCUGAAACUGUUGUGGACUACUUUUGAAUUACUGUUUUACGUUAGAGAGACCAUUUGGAUAAAGCCAGAUUAGAUAACGAAAUAGUUAUUUACAUGAUUGUGCGGAGCUAUUUUGUCUAAUUUACGCCGUUCGGAUGGUGAAAAAGAAUGAUGAUUGCUCAAACAUGCGAGUGGCCGACGGAAGAAUCAUCGUCGAGUGAAGUCCAAGGGUAGAUGCAAAAUUGGCAGUUCGCCAGUUCCAGACGUAACCAUUACUCCCAAACUGGUGGUAGCGAGGUGACAGAUGAGAAAAGACCUCCGUGUCGAGCAAGACGCACUAAUCCAAGUAUGCGACGUCCAAGUAAUAAUCGAAGAAAAUCCUGUGGCUAUCGACGUCAACUAACAAAUAACAAUUUCUACUCAAUAGUCGACCAGCGAGGAAAAA